Molecule: messenger RNA, 2330 nt
Organism: Pelagomonas calceolata
Lineage: Eukaryota; Pelagophyceae; Pelagomonadales; Pelagomonadaceae
Source: the annotation of a GenBank genome assembly
GAUGGGCGCAAAAUCGAGCUAGCGAUCGGCAUUGAUCACCCAAGCAACAAUUUCUUAGCGCAUUUGAUUGCUGUCGCCCAGCGCUGCAGCGUCAGGCAUCGCUUGCCGCACCAGCUCAGCGUAAAAAGCACUGCUGCAAUUUGCUCAAUUCACACCGCUGAUAAAAGAUGGCAGCCAACAUGGUCAUUGACCAGGGAGCAGCGCCAGACGAUGUACAGUACGGCGACGGCCAGCCACAGCUCGACAAGUUUCGCUUGCGCUGGGAGCUCGCGCGGCUCCCGGCGCUCGCGCCGCCGGCGGGGGAGGUGAGCUUCGACGACAAGCGCGCGCCGACGGAGCAGGGCCAUUCAUUAACGACGGGCACGUUCUGCUUCCUGCGGGGCCGCAGUGAUGUCUCAAGGCUGAAGGCGCGUUUAGAAAGGGACGACGACUUCGUGUGGUCUGAUGAGUACGCGACCGAGCACAACGUGACGCUGGCGCGGCCGUCGCACGACGGCUGGGGCAUCCGGAAGCUGGCCUUUGUUUUUUGUGAUGACUUCUUGCAUAGGGUGUACCGGCUGCCGCUCUGGGAGGACCCGUCGUGGCGCGCACUCAUCGAUCCUAUAUUGGAGUCCUGCGGCGUCCCUCGGGAGAGGAUCAUCCGUUGUUUAUUAGCGUCGAUGCCGCCGCGGACCGUCAUCCCGCCGCACCACGACAGCGGCUACUGGGUCCCGCGGUCGCGUCGAUUACACUGCGCGAUCAAAACCAAUCCUGAUGUCGUCUUCCUGGCUGGAAGAACGCUCGACGAGAUGCACCGCAUCGAGUUCAAGGAGGGCUGCGUCGUCGAGCUGAACAACCAGGCGAAGCACUACGUCGCGAACCUGAGCGACGAGUACCGAACUCAUUUGAUUUUUGACUACGUUGAUGACCGCGCGGAGCCCUACCUGCUACCGCCCGAGAUGCCCGUGGUGCAGUUACGUACAGGCGACGAACUGCUGCAGACGCGGCGGAGCGUGGCGCUCGCGUCGGAGCGCGGGUCGGGCCCGCGCGCGCCGCACAUCCUGAUUAUCGGGGCCCAGAAGGCGGGGACCACCUCCAUGUUCGAGUACCUGAGCCAGCACCCUCUGAUAAAACGGGGCGUGCGGCGCGAGACGCAUUUUCUGGAUUGGCGCUGGCCGGGCGACGACGACGCCGAUUCUCUGUCAAGAAAGUGGCACGAGACCUUUUUUGAUGCGGAGGCGCACGCGCUGCAUCCCGACUUGCGGGCCCUCGACUCGACGCCUUCGUAUCUAUUGCAGUCGAACCUCGCGAUCCCACGGUUGCAAAGGAUGCGCAAGGACCUGCCCUUGAUCGUCAUGGUCCGCGACCCUGCCUUAAGAGCGGUGAGCCACCACGCCAUGAUCGCGGACAAGGCCGCGACGCCGCAACAGCGGAGAAGCAGGGGCACGGCCUGGCUCGGGAAAUCGGUCCGCGAGGUCGCCGAGGCCGAGCUCGUCGAAUUACUACGGGCCGGCGUCGUGCGGUGUGUUAAAGGAGAGGGCCUCGGCGGCGACUACGAGGUCGACGACGCGGCGUUCCGCGACUACAUCACUCGUUUGCCGCUCGGCCACGGCGCGCACUCGCUCUUGUUGAGGGGGUUCUACGCGGCGCAGCUGCGGCCGUGGCGCGAGGCCUUUGGGGCCGAGCGCAUCCUGGUGCUGCGGUGCGAGGACAUGGUGACGUCCGAGGGCGCGGCGGCGGCCGUGGCACUGGCGCAGCGCCACGCGGGCCUGCGGGAGCAUCCCCUCGACGACGCGAGGCCGCGGAACGCGCGGAGCUACGCGGGGCCGCCCGACGAUCUUGUAGAGGACCUGCGGCGGUUCUUUUCAAGAGCGAACGCGGACUUGUACGAGAUGCUCGGGUGGGGGGAUGGGGAGCGGUGGUGAGUUCGGACCUGCGGAGGUUUCGCGCGGGCGCGGGUGAAAGCGGUGGUAAUUAUAUUAUUGUGAGACUGGUAGUUCCGGAGCGAUCCCGUCGUUCUGCGUCGUCGGCCUUCGUCUCGGCGCCUCUCCAAAAGUAAAAGUCAAGCCUUGCUCUCUUGGCCGACGCAGACGCCGAACAACUCGUGUACGCAAGCAGCGCUGCCAAUAAUUCUUCCGCAACGUCUCCAACUCGCCGCGCUUGCGGAACCGCAAUACCGAAACAAAUAACCCUUCUCGCGGCGCGUUUGCGGCACCGGGGGCCUGCAACACGUUGCUCCAGCAGAGUUUUCACGCGUGUCGCGUCAUCAGAGAUCGUCCGCCUGUCUCCACGCGUUACUGCGGCUGCCACAGCAACGCAAUCACCGCUCAUUAUCAACGCAGGUCAACUUC